Umbelopsis ramanniana AG is the source of this 1502-nucleotide messenger RNA. RefSeq lists its product as uncharacterized. Lineage: Eukaryota; Fungi; Mucoromycota; Umbelopsidomycetes; Umbelopsidales; Umbelopsidaceae. Gene Ontology annotation, molecular function: nucleic acid binding; ATP binding; RNA helicase activity. The record is from RefSeq and is a predicted model, not a curated record. The transcript has 4 exons. The coding region runs from base 42 to 1430 and encodes 462 amino acids.
CAAAAGGAAAAGUUGUGAAUUCUUCGUCUGUUCCUAAAGCAAUGCCAGAAGCAAACCCCAAAGCACUUGACGCUAGUGAACUCGCAGCACUCAAACCAGAAGAUACAAAGUUCUCUGAUCUCGGAAUUAUUAAGCCAUUGUGCGAUGCUUGCGAUCAGUUGAAAUUUAAGCAUCCAACCGAGAUUCAAAAGGAAUCCAUACCCUGGGCUUUGGAAGGAAGAGACAUUAUCGGACUCGCCCAAACAGGUUCCGGUAAAACCGCAGCUUUUGCUCUUCCAAUUCUGCAAAAGCUAUGGGAUAAUCCACAAUCACUUUUUGCUUGCGUUAUGGCACCUACAAGAGAAUUGGCUUAUCAGAUCUCAGAAACAUUUGAAUCACUUGGUGCUUUGAUCGGCGUUAAAUCCGCCGUCAUCGUUGGUGGUAUGGAUAUGAUGUCGCAAUCAAUUACACUCUCCAAGCGACCACACAUUAUUGUUUGUACACCAGGUCGCUUGCAGGACCAUCUCGAAAACACAAAGGGAUUCAGUUUGCGAAAUCUCAAGUACUUGGUUAUGGAUGAAGCCGAUCGCCUUUUGGAUAUGGACUUUGGACCCAAGAUUGAUCAGAUUCUGAAGGUCAUUCCAAGAGAGCGUAACACCUUUUUGUUUUCUGCCACAAUGACAACGAAAGUUCAGAAAUUACAAAGAGCAAGUUUAAAUAACCCUGUCAAAGUAGAGGUAUCUGCAAAAUAUUCCACUGUAUCAACCUUGCUUCAGUACAUGUUGUUCUUUCCACUCAAACACAAAGAUUGCUACAUGGUGUAUUUGCUCAACGAACUUGCAGGAAACUCUACCAUUAUUUUCACCAGAACUUGUAGUGAUGCUCAGAAGAUUGCGGUCAUGCUCCGUAACCUCGGAUUCCCAGCCAUUCCAUUACACGGACAAAUGGCGCAGUCUAAACGUCUUGGUGCUCUAAACAAAUUUAAAGCCGGUAACCGGAACAUCCUUGUCGCAACGGAUGUUGCUAGUCGAGGAUUGGAUAUUCCUGCUGUGGAUAUUGUCGUCAACUAUGAUGUUCCUCAGACCUCAAAAGACUAUAUCCAUCGAGUUGGACGUACUGCUCGCGCUGGUCGAUCCGGAAAAUCUAUCACUUUUGUGACACAAUACGAUGUUGAACUCAUCCAGCGGGUUGAAAAAGAUUUGGGAAGAAAACUUGAUCAAUAUCCUCUUGAAAAAGAUGAGGUCAUGAUGCUCCAAGAGCGAGUAAAUGAAGCUCAACGUAUUGCAACUAUCGAGCUAAAGGAAAAAGGUGGUGACUCGAAAUCAGGCAAACGUGGCCGCGGCGGCAACGAUGACGAUGAUCAGGACCGAGAUGAUGAUGUUGUCCAGGCAGGAAACCGUAAAUUCAAUAACAACAAGAAAGGAGGAAAAAUGAAUAAGCGACGGCGAUGAAAAAUCUACCUUUCUUGCAUAGAAUUGAACUCUCUUUCACACUUAAUAAAAAAAUAACUUGCCCCAACUCCA